AUGCAGGAACCAGAGAUGCAAAUUGAAGGAGUUAAUGUGGUGUUCAAAGAGCCUGUGCACAAAAUCCUAGAUCGGAUUAAGAACGAAUCGUUCUUCAGGUGGCCAAACAAAAUGGGGGGUGACCCAUCUCGGAGGAACCAAAACCUGUAUUGCACAUACCAUAGGGACAAAAGGCACACCACCGAGCAGUGUCGGGUACUAAAAGAUCAUCUAGGGCAGCUAGUAAAAGUAGGGUAUCUGAAAGAGUUUGUAGUGGACUCCGCUGACCGAGAAGCUGGCCAGGGUGUUCAACAGAAAAGAAAUUCCCUCCUGCCACUGUUGGGAGUGAUAGAAGUCAUCCACGCUGCCCCGAGAGGUACGGCAGCAGCUAAAAGGGUAUUGACAGUGGCUUGCACGGAAAGAGAUUCACCCGAGAAGAGGAUGAAAGUUGAUUGGCUAACCAUCUCGUUUGGUGAAGAAGAUUUGGAAGGGACGAUCCAACCUCAUGAUGAUGCAUUGGUAGUAACAGCUCGGAUAAGCGGGUUCUUGGUGACAAGAGUGAUGAUAGACCAAGGAAGCGGGGCCGACGUUAUGUACCUGGACCUGUUCGAAGGGCUCGGAUUUAAGAGUCAGGAUUUGGCGAAGUAUGACACGUCGCUGGUCUCAUUUGACGGGAGAGUCGUGAUUCCCGAAGGUCAGAUUUCUCUCUCGGUGGACAUGGAAGGCAAGGAAGUAAUAGUGACCUUCAUAGUAGUCCGAUCAUUCUCACCAUACACUGCAAUCCUAGGAAGGCUGUGGAUUCAUGUAAUGAAGGCCGUUCCGUCCACCCUGCACGUGAAAGUAAAAUUUUCCACCGAGUAUGGAGUCGCCGUGGUGAGAGGGAACCAACGAGUGGCUAGGCAAUGUCUUGUCGCCGCGGUCAGGUGGAAAAGUGAACAGCUCGGACAAGCGGAGGAGACCGAAAGAGAAACUUUAUAG
This is a messenger RNA of Quercus lobata, 957 nucleotides long. RefSeq lists its product as uncharacterized. NCBI's taxonomy places the organism in Eukaryota, Viridiplantae, Streptophyta, Magnoliopsida, Fagales, Fagaceae. Bases 1 to 957 code for a protein of 318 amino acids. The record is from RefSeq and is a predicted model, not a curated record. The transcript has a single exon.